AUGGACGAAGCCGUCGAUUUCAACAGCUGGAAAAUCAAGGGCUUUUGGCCAGUCGACACGAUGGGUUCAGGCUGUUCCAUCUACACCCGCCUGAGCUCAAAUCAAACUGGAAACCUGGACUAUCAGCUCCUUUCGCAGUGGCCAAAUAUGAACAACAGGGAGAAGAGAGGACUAAGAUGCGAGGAAUAUGGAUCCGAAUGGCUUUGGGCUCAGAGCUGGUGCAAAUUCGGAGCCAUCAGACCGGAAAGAUUCAGAAAUGCAUAUGAGUAUUUUGAAGCAACAAUAGGAAUCGCCCAACGAUUCAAAAUUGCCGAUGUUCUGGCGCUGGAAGAGAUCAAAGCUCACGAGGGACAGGCUUUUCUCUCUUUGCUGCGCUUUAAAUCGUUUGGUGCGAUCAGAUCUAUUAAGUUCUUUUCAAUCCACUGUACUUGCGAGCCAAGUCGCCGUCGAGAGGCUCAAAAACUCGAAGAAAUCCGCAUCUGUCUUGAUCGAAGCGGAAGUCCAGUUGACGCUAGAAUGUGUGGACUCAAAGACUGUUGUGGCUCUCACGAAGCAAUUUUCUACCCGCCACCACAUUCUCAACUAAGCCAAUCUGCCCAGUUGAAGAAAGAAUGCCCGAUGCACAAGUGCAGCAAUCAGCAAAUCUCCAAAAUCACUGGUAUUCCAUCCCCUGCGCUGGCAGACUUGGAACGUGGCGGAGAACUGGCACCUGAGGAGUCACGUCCAGGAUUGAUCGUUGGGAUUACUUUCGGAGUUUUAUUCUCCUUCGCCAUAAUUGGCACGCUCAUUUAUAUGCGAGUAGGAAGCGAGUCUAAAAAUCGAGAGCCGCUGCCACUCGAGCAGAAUAAUUUGAGCAACAACAACAAUACGAAUCAAUCAAAUAUUCUUCAACAAAUUUGGAACACAUCUGGUAUCAUGCAGUUUAAGCAACCAGACCCGAACUACGUCGCAACUCAGCCUUAUUCAACAGCAAAUCAGUAUGGAAACAAUCAAAAUUUUUGUGAUGCUCAAAAUAUCCCCUUAUCACAAAUGGAAAUGAACCACCUUGGAGCUCAGCGGGUUAAUUACGAGCAUACUUCGAUACGCUCAAAUUAUAGCCAUCACACGAUUCCAGGUUAUGCUGGUUCUGCUUCGUUUCCUCCAAGAUAA
This is a messenger RNA of Oikopleura dioica, 1149 nucleotides long. The record is from the annotation of a GenBank genome assembly. Lineage: Eukaryota; Metazoa; Chordata; Appendicularia; Copelata; Oikopleuridae.